CGUUUCACCACGCCUAUCCGCAGGGUAGGGGGUCGGCCGGUAGCUAACCGUGCGACGUUGCCAUUCUCGGGAGAAUCCAGCAUGCCGUGCGUAGGAAAGCAGGAAACGUAGGAGGCCGUGUUUGACCCAAAUAAACAAAGCAAGUCCAAACAAGUCGAGCCCGCGCAAAACAUCAACAACAGCGAGUCCACCUACAUUGUCUUUGACCAAGUUCACCAUGUCAUCGGAAACUAAAAAGAAGAGGUCCCCGAAUUUCACCGAGUCGGAGAUAGAGCUGUUUGUGGAGGUUCUCCUCCCAAAAUAUAAAUCUGUCAUUGAAAACAAAAAGACCGACGCCCUGACGCGGGGCGAAAAGGCGGCGGCCUGGAGCCGCCUCCAGGUAGACUUCAACAACUUAUCCUCAAUUUUCCAUAGAACUGAGGAGAAUUUAAGAAACCUGUGGGGCGAAUUGAAGAAAAAGGCCAGAAAAAGUCAGGCUUUUCAGAAAAGGGAGACGGUGUGCACAGGUGGAGGUGAAAGGAACAAAAGUGGCGACCCAACUAAGCUGGACGAUAAAGUGCUGGAGGUGAUUGGGCCAUCCGGAGUGGGCCUCAAUGAGCAAUAUGGAGGAGAUGCUGAAAUACCAGAGACUGAUUCUUCCAGUGCUACAGAUGCAAACUAG
Messenger RNA from Thrips palmi, 661 nucleotides. RefSeq lists its product as uncharacterized. The record is from RefSeq and is a predicted model, not a curated record. Lineage: Eukaryota; Metazoa; Arthropoda; Insecta; Thysanoptera; Thripidae. The transcript is spliced from 3 exons. Bases 218 to 661 code for a protein of 147 amino acids.